Messenger RNA from Torulaspora delbrueckii, 495 nucleotides. RefSeq names its product Swm1p (gene SWM1). Lineage: Eukaryota; Fungi; Ascomycota; Saccharomycetes; Saccharomycetales; Saccharomycetaceae. The record is from RefSeq and is a predicted model, not a curated record. Bases 1 to 495 code for a protein of 164 amino acids. The transcript has a single exon. Gene Ontology annotation, cellular component: anaphase-promoting complex.
AUGGGCAGUUAUCGUGAUUCGUACUUCCAGUAUCAUCACCUGGUAGACUCUCACCAGAUCUUAUACAAUGAAUGGAAUCAGGAUGAGUUGCCGCCACCGGACGAACAAGAGAUUGGAAAUAACAAUCUGAAGAUGAAACAGGGUGGAUCAAAUAGUAAUAAUGGAACCAAUGGUAACGUCGAAGCCUCAGAGGGCGCUUCAAAGAGAUACAGCGGGCCAAGAUCGAACACAAACGCGUAUUGGGACUAUUUCCACGACGAAGAGGACUGGAACUUAUUUAAGAACGUACAACUAGAGAGUAAUGGAGUGGCUACUUUCAACCAGCCACCAGAUACGAAUGCACAAGACGAAUCAAAAGGAGCUCAGGCGAGAACUAACCCAGACUACGAAGCCUCCAAUGCCAUCACGGGAUCAAUCUUCAACAAUAAAGUAGUCAGAAUGGCUAUGGUACAAAACAGUAACUGGAACGAUUUAUCCAUGCCACAUCCAGAAUGA